This is a messenger RNA of Homo sapiens (human), 675 nucleotides long. RefSeq names its product NADH:ubiquinone oxidoreductase subunit B10 (gene NDUFB10). The transcript is spliced from 4 exons. Bases 88 to 606 code for a protein of 172 amino acids. The record is from RefSeq and is marked validated. NCBI's taxonomy places the organism in Eukaryota, Metazoa, Chordata, Mammalia, Primates, Hominidae. Gene Ontology annotation, biological process: proton transmembrane transport. Gene Ontology annotation, cellular component: respiratory chain complex I; mitochondrial inner membrane; mitochondrion.
GUAGCGGGCGACCUAGGCCGCGGGACCCGGACGGAGGUAGAGGCCAGGGCAGCGCGUCCGGGAGCGGAGUCCGCGCCCGCCGCCGCCAUGCCGGACAGCUGGGACAAGGAUGUGUACCCUGAGCCCCCGCGCCGCACGCCGGUGCAGCCCAAUCCCAUCGUCUACAUGAUGAAAGCGUUCGACCUCAUCGUGGACCGACCCGUGACCCUCGUGAGAGAAUUUAUAGAGCGGCAGCACGCAAAGAACAGGUAUUACUACUACCACCGGCAGUACCGCCGCGUGCCAGACAUCACUGAGUGCAAGGAGGAGGACAUCAUGUGCAUGUAUGAAGCCGAAAUGCAGUGGAAGAGGGACUACAAAGUCGACCAAGAAAUUAUCAACAUUAUGCAGGAUCGGCUCAAAGCCUGUCAGCAGAGGGAAGGACAGAACUACCAGCAGAACUGUAUCAAGGAAGUGGAGCAGUUCACCCAGGUGGCCAAGGCCUACCAGGACCGCUAUCAGGACCUGGGGGCCUACAGUUCUGCCAGGAAGUGCCUGGCCAAACAGAGGCAGAGGAUGCUGCAAGAGAGAAAAGCUGCAAAAGAGGCCGCCGCUGCCACCUCCUGAGGCAGCUGUGGGUGCCCCUGCUGUGUGGCUCUGUAUGACUGUUGCUGAAAUAUAAAGCCCUGCAACCUG